CGCUUCAGAGACACAUACACGUUAUAGACAUACAGACCCCGCUGGCUGUACAGCACAGCACUAGGAAAUACUCAGACUAAUGGCGUCUUCACAACGCGUCCGACGGACCAGCUGAUUCUUAUAUCUGCCUGCUAAACUACAUGAAGACAGAAGGCAUCUGUACUUCUCAGCUGUCAUUGGGAGACUGAACCAUUUCUCUCGGAGAAUAAAUAAUGGAGGAGAGACUUCGAGACCAGCACCUUUGAGAGGUUCCACCUUCUGCACCUAUUUCAUAUCUGAACAUCUAAAGAAGGAAAAUAACUGUAUGGAAGAAGAUAAGCUCUGCGGCAGGCAUAAUGACCACAGCUAGGUACCGACCCACCUGGGAUUUGGCCCUGGACCCGCUGGUGUCCUGUAAGCUGUGUCUUGGAGAGUUUCCCUUGGAGCAAAUGACCACCAUCACCCAGUGCCAAUGCGUCUUCUGCACCCUGUGCCUGAAGCAGUAUGUGGAACUUCUCAUCAAAGAGGGCUUUGAAACGGCCAUCAGCUGUCCAGACUCAGUCUGUCCAAAACGUGGACAUUUACAAGAAAAUGAGAUUGAAUGCAUGGUGGCCACAGAGAUAAUGCAGAGGUACAGGAAGCUGCAGUUUGAGAAGGAGGUGCUGCUGGACCCGAGCCGGACCUGGUGCCCGUCCUCCACGUGCCAGGCUGUGUGCCAGCUGAAGGAGUCUAACAUGGCGCUUCCACAGUUGGUGCAGUGCAAUGUUUGCACACUUGAGUUCUGUUCCGCCUGCAAGGCCAGCUGGCACCCGGACCAAGACUGCCAAGAGAACAUUCCCAUCACCGCGUUUCUGCCUGGAGAGAGCAGUUCGUUCUUUAAGGCUGACGAUGACGACGCCCCCAUCAAACGCUGUCCCAAGUGUAAAGUCUACAUAGAAAGAGACGAGGGCUGUGCCCAGAUGAUGUGUAAGAACUGCAAGCAUGCUUUCUGCUGGUACUGCCUGGAGUCUCUGGACGAUGACUUCCUCCUGAUCCAUUAUGACAAAGGACCCUGCCGGAACAAAUUAGGCCACUCCAGAGCCUCCGUGAUCUGGCACAGAACGCAGGUGGGUGCUCACGGGAAGGAGCACAUGUUUUCUUCCUCCUUUUUUCUCCACUGAGAUCAGAAUGAGUGCACGUGCGCCUACACGUGACCGAAUCGUAGGCAUCCAUUCAGACGGUGUUUAUUCAGGAAGUAAAUGGCUGUCUGUUCUCGAGCAAGUGAUACCUGCUGUUUGACAGCAGAUUAUAAUACAAGACGGUCACUUUGGGACAAAUUCACUAAAAUGAUUCAUCAAAUGAUGGAGAAGAGCAGUAUAACCAGACAUAUAUUUAGAUGAGCAAUUCAGACAAGCACAUUUUAAAAGGCCAUCUCCGGUACUCCCUCCACCCGUUGUGUUUCAUUUGUUCAGACUAAAUAAUAAUAGAAGAAUAUUACAUUGAAAAAGGC
Messenger RNA from Sinocyclocheilus grahami, 1468 nucleotides. Its product is annotated as probable E3 ubiquitin-protein ligase RNF144A-A. The coding region runs from base 336 to 1139 and encodes 267 amino acids. The record is from RefSeq and is a predicted model, not a curated record. The transcript is spliced from 8 exons. Lineage: Eukaryota; Metazoa; Chordata; Actinopteri; Cypriniformes; Cyprinidae. Gene Ontology annotation, biological process: protein ubiquitination. Gene Ontology annotation, molecular function: ubiquitin-protein transferase activity; zinc ion binding.